AUUGAAAAUCAUCACAAAACUUUAUUGAAGUGACGUACAGGGUGGAAGUGACUAAUUUAAGGGGAAACGUGAGACUGUUGAUAUGGCGGACCCGGUGGCACAGACCUCCACGCAGCCCCGGCUCCAGCAAGCUCAGGCAGGGUCCAACCCGAACCCCGGCGUCGGGAGCAGCGACCCAGCCCGACCGGGCCUAAGUCAACAACAGUGGUCCAGCCAGAAGAAAGCACAAGUACGCGCCUUUCCGAGGGCUAAAAAGCUGGAAAAGCUCGGGGUGUUUUCGUCUUGCAAGGUGAAUGAUGCUUGCAAGUGUAAUGGGUGGAAGAACCCCAAUCCACCAACUGCCACUCGUAUGGAGCUCCAGCAGCAGGCAGCCAGUCUGACGGAGGCCUGCAGAAGCUGUGGCCACUCAUUGGCAGAACAUGUGUCUCACCUGGAGAACGUGUCUGAGGAGGAGAUUAACAGGUUGUUAGGGAUGGUGGUGGAUGUGGAGAAUCUCUUCAUGUCUGUCCAUAAAGAAGAGGACACAGACACCAAGCAAGUCUACUUCUAUUUGUUCAAGUUGUUGAGGAAGUGUAUCCUGCAGAUGGGGAAGCCAGUGGUGGAAGGCUCUCUCGGUAGCCCACCAUUUGAAAAACCCAACAUAGAACAGGGGGUGUUGAACUUUGUUCAGUAUAAGUUCAGUCAUUUGGCUCCUAAGGAGAGGCAGACCAUGUAUGAGCUUAGUAAGAUGUUUCUGCUCUGUCUGAACUACUGGAAACUGGAGACUCCGUCACAGUUCCGCCAGAGGGCUCAGAAAGAGGAUGCGGCUGCCUACAAAGUGGAUUAUACCAGGUGGCUGUGUUACUGUCAUGUUCCUCAGAGUAAUGACAGCUUGCCACGGUACGAGACCUGUCAGGUGUUUGGCCGCAGUCUGCUGAAGUCCAUCUUCACUGUCACACGCAGACAAUUACUUGAAAAAUUCAGAGUGGAGAAGGACAAAUUGCCACCUGAAAAACGCACUCUGAUCCUCACACACUUCCCCAAGUUUCUCUCUAUGUUAGAGGAGGAGAUCUAUGGUGAGAACUCACCCAUUUGGGAGGCAGAUUUCACCAUGACAGCCUCAGAAGGGACACAGCUGGGCCAUCAGACAGGGCUCAGUCCUGUGGCAGUGUCUGGUUCUCCUCUCAGUAAGGGCAGCAGUUCUUCUGCUCUGGUUGGGUCAGUUUUGGACUCUGCCUCAUCUGAACCUAUAACUGGAGAGAAGAGAAAGCUUCCUGAGGCCUUGACACUGGAGGAUGCCAAGCGGAUCCGAGUGAUGGGCGACAUUCCCAUGGAACUGGUCAAUGAAGUCAUGAAAACCAUCACAGACCCCGCUGCUAUGCUGGGGCCAGAGACCAGUCUGUUGUCAGCGAACGCAGCUCGUGAUGAGACGGCUCGUCUGGAAGAGAGGCGAGGCAUCAUUGAGUUCCAUGUGAUUGGUAACUCUCUUUCUCAGAAGUCCAAUAAGAAGAUUCUAAUGUGGCUUGUGGGCCUGCAAAAUGUUUUCUCCCACCAACUUCCCCGCAUGCCCAAAGAGUACAUCACACGCCUUGUAUUCGACCCGAAGCACAAGACUUUGGCUCUGAUUAAAGAUGGACGUGUGAUUGGAGGGAUCUGCUUCAGGAUGUUCCCCACUCAGGGAUUCACAGAGAUCGUCUUCUGUGCGGUUACUUCAAACGAGCAGGUCAAGGGCUAUGGCACACACCUGAUGAAUCAUCUUAAAGAGUACCACAUCAAACAUGGCAUUCUGUACUUUCUCACCUAUGCUGAUGAAUAUGCAAUUGGCUACUUCAAGAAACAGGGCUUCUCCAAAGACAUCAAAGUGCCAAAGACACGUUACCUCGGUUACAUUAAAGACUACGAGGGAGCCACGUUGAUGGAGUGCGAGCUCAAUCCCAGAAUUCCUUACACGGAACUCUCACACAUCAUAAAGAGACAGAAAGAGAUCAUUAAGAAGCUGAUUGAGAGAAAACAGAAUCAGAUUAGGAAAGUGUAUCCCGGACUCACCUGCUUUAAAGAAGGAGUGCGACAGAUUCCUGUGGAGAGCAUACCAGGCAUCAGAGAGACUGGUUGGAAACCCAAUGCUAAGGAGAAAAGCAGUAAAGAGCUGAAGGAUCCAGAUCUGCUGUACAAUAUGCUAAAGAAUCUACUGGCACAGAUUAAAACACAUCCAGAUGCCUGGCCCUUCAUGGAACCGGUGAAGAAAUCAGAAGCCCCAGACUAUUAUGAGGUCAUCCGCUUUCCCAUUGACUUGAAAACGAUGACGGAGCGUCUGAAGAACCGGUAUUAUGUGACAAAAAAGCUGUUUAUUGCUGACCUGCAGAGAGUUAUCACAAAUUGCAGGGAGUACAACCCUCCAGACAGCGAAUACUGCAAGUGUGCCAAUACUCUGGAAAAAUUUUUCUACUUCAAACUGAAAGAGGCUGGGCUCAUUGACAAGUGAUGGGAAUCCAUCUUAUAAUAAGGGACCAAUUAUUGUACAGAAUGUCAUUAUAAUCAAACAGACUUGUUCAAACUUAACAUUUUGAGCUUGCAUUCAAAUUUGUUGAAAUGUGCUGCUUUCAGUUUCUUUUUCCCCAAAAUAUUCUCUCCCUAACAAACAGUCUAGUUAUAAAACUCAAGGGCGUGUGUGUGCUUGACUUCAGUGCCGCUGCAUUAAGGGAAAAUGAAAACUGAAAUCCUGUUUGAUGUGGGUGAUCAGACAGAAAUGAAUAUGACCAGUUCUGUUCUUAUUUCCUACUAUAUUCUACAAAACAAAUUACUCAUGUGAACUACGUUCACAGCGUCUGCUCUACAUACAAAAACAUUUGGUUACAUAAUGUAGUCUUAUUCGAAGUUACUCCCCUGACCAGAAAUGCUCCAGCCAAAGAUGGACCAUGUUUGGCCUCUAAUGAUGUCACCAUUCUCUGCCAAAGCUUUUUUUUUUUUAACAGCCAAUUAGUGAUCUAGAGGACAUGCCUAUUCAUUAUCAGUUUGAAAAUAUGAGGAAAUAAUUCCUUGAUUGUUACUUGAGGUCAGUUGGGUUUUGUUUUCUUUCUUCAAACUUGACUUUAGUGGCUUUCAUUGCAGAAAUUACUAAAACUAUUCAACUUCUGUGUUUAGUUCAGUUAUUCAGUGCAAUCUGUGAUGGUGUUUUUUUUCCCCCUCUCAUGUUAAAUUACUGCUGCCACUAUCCUAAAGAUGUUUGUCAGUGCUGUUGGUGAAGUGUUAAUCUUUGUUUGAAACCAAUAUUUGUCUUCUUGAAAGGAUUUCAGCAUGCCACGUCCCAAGGCACAAACAUUCAGUGAUGUAUUCUGUGGGUCUGAAUUCACCAAGUUGUUUGUUACUCAGUACAGUUUUUUAAACCAGUGUACCACCUUGUGACCAGUAAUAGGUCAAACUAUUUCCAGUUCAAUUAUAAAUGUAAACACUACCUCAGGCAUAAUGCAGAUAAGCCCCAAACCUCAGAAUUUCAAAAUUAAAUGACCUAUAAUAACAGUAGUGUCAUUAACAUACAUUAUCUGCUACUACCUAGAAUACUCCGAAUGGACAAUUACAUUAACCGUUAUAUCCAAAUGUGUACACGUUUUCUAUGAUAUUGCAUUUUCUGCAAGUUUGCUUUUCACACAGACAGGUAAAUGGAUAGGACAGGUUUUUUUUUUUUUUUUACCAGUCUCUUGUUAUGGGCAUAUACUUGAAUCAUGAUAAACUGCUGCAAUGUUGAUGUUUUAUCAGGGCUCUAUAUUUUGGUUUUAUAUAUUGUUUCAUGCUCAAUUUGUACUGUAGGAUGCUGAUGACCUUUCAUGAAGAAGAUAUGUGUGCUAGUAAGGGGUUGGCUAUGGUUACAUUUGGAAGACGCAUGUAAAUGUGCUAUGGUUCUAUGAAAAAAAUGUU
Molecule: messenger RNA, 3891 nt
Organism: Xyrauchen texanus (razorback sucker)
Lineage: Eukaryota; Metazoa; Chordata; Actinopteri; Cypriniformes; Catostomidae
Product: histone acetyltransferase KAT2A
Exons: 18
Coding region: 83-2461 (792 amino acids)
Biological process (GO): chromatin remodeling; positive regulation of transcription by RNA polymerase II
Cellular component (GO): histone acetyltransferase complex; nucleus
Molecular function (GO): protein binding; histone H3 acetyltransferase activity
Source: RefSeq, a predicted model, not a curated record